Molecule: messenger RNA, 252 nt
Organism: Leptosia nina
Lineage: Eukaryota; Metazoa; Arthropoda; Insecta; Lepidoptera; Pieridae
Source: the annotation of a GenBank genome assembly
AUGAAUGUGCGCAGUAUUUCGGCGCAGCACCUGCCGCCUGCGUCCGCGCAGUGUCAAGUGCGACGUGUCCAUACAUCCGUGUACGUAGAAAUCAGAGAAAGCCGUGACCCGCUCGCAUCUCGGCUACCGGUUCUUAUCUCAGCGACAACGGCUUCGCCCUGCGCUGAGGGAGGCGGCGAGUGCUUUAGACCGAGGAGUCGCGACUUCGAUCCGAUCAAAAAUUCAAGUUGUCAUUUUUGGAGAGAUUAUUAA